UUGAACUUCUGUUAUGGUUGUUUAAAUGGUUUAGAUCAUAUCCGUGCUAUUUUCCUUCAUUUAAUCAGAUGGCUGGAGCAUCGAAAAUUGAAACGCGUAGAGGAAAAGCGACGAAAAAAGGAGAAACGGGCAGCAUUGAAGAGAGCUGGUCUCGGUCAGUCUCUUCGUCGAUUUCACGGAAAAUCUAUGGAGCAGUCCUCGUGCAAGAUUCGUGUAGCGAUCGAUAUGUCGUUUGACAAGUUCAUGCAAGAAAAGGAUUGUCGACGAACAGUUCAACAACUCAACUGGAGUUACUCAGUGAAUAGACGUCUCGCAGAACCAUUUCAGCUCUAUGUAACGUCUUUUGAGGGCUCCUGUAGGAAGAUUUAUGACAGCAUUGAAUCCUACCAGAAUCAGGACAUUUUUCUGAAAUCGGAGCCUCUGGAUGAUCUGUUCAAGACUUGUGAAAUUGUCUAUCUAACAGCAGAUUCGGAGAAUGUAUUAACGGGUUUGGAGGAUUCAAAAGUCUAUGUGAUUGGUGGCCUCGUUGAUCACAACAGUGAGAAAGGACUUUGUUACAACUUGGCAAUUCGUAAAGGAUAUGCUCAUGCCCGACUACCAAUCGAUGAGUUUGUGGAAAUGAAAACACGCAAGGUGCUAACUAUCAACCACGUGUUCGAAAUCCUGGGUCAUUUUUCGGAGCACGGUGACUGGGAAAAAGCAUUCUUUGCUGUUAUUCCACCUAGGAAAGGAAUGUCAAGGAAAGUCGGAAUGGAAAGCGGUUCGGAUAUGGUAGGAAGUGGUUCGGAAUGUAUUAGCAAGCCGCGAGAAAGAUGCUACUCACCGUCGACGACUUGA
Angiostrongylus costaricensis is the source of this 837-nucleotide messenger RNA. Lineage: Eukaryota; Metazoa; Nematoda; Chromadorea; Rhabditida; Metastrongylidae. The record is from the annotation of a GenBank genome assembly.